This is a messenger RNA of Dama dama (fallow deer), 1232 nucleotides long. It is a transcript of the gene BID, whose product is annotated as BH3 interacting domain death agonist. Lineage: Eukaryota; Metazoa; Chordata; Mammalia; Artiodactyla; Cervidae. Bases 211 to 789 code for a protein of 192 amino acids. The record is from RefSeq and is a predicted model, not a curated record. Gene Ontology annotation, biological process: positive regulation of intrinsic apoptotic signaling pathway; apoptotic mitochondrial changes; positive regulation of extrinsic apoptotic signaling pathway. The transcript has 7 exons. Gene Ontology annotation, cellular component: cytosol; mitochondrion; cytoplasm.
UUUCCCGCGCGCGCCCCGUGCGCUGCGUCGCGCUGCAGUCAAGCCGCCUCGCACAGCGGUGGAGAAAUCCGUGAGGCACCGCUGGCAGGCCCUGCCCUCUAGAGGUGACUCGGGGCUUUUUGGUGUGUAUCCCCAGUAGAGGACAGACUCAGAGCAUCAUGCCACCAUCCCGGAACCCUGUGAGCCGGAGCCCGCGAAGCUGCACAGGCCAUGGAUUUGAAGGUUAGCAACGGCACCGGCCUCGGGGACGAGCGCACCACAAGCCUGCUGCUGCUUGGCUUCCUGCAGAGCUGCCCCCACUCCUGCUUCCAGAGGGAGCUGGAGACGCUGGGUCACGAGCUGCCUGGGCGCCUGUUCCAUGACGAUGAGCUGCAGACGGACGGCAACCGCUACAGCCACUUCUCGGCAGCGGCAGCGGAGACAGAUUCUGAGCGUCAGGAGGAGGCGGUCCGUGAUAUCGCCCGGCAGCUUGCCCAGAUUGGGGACAGGCUGGAAGGCAGCAUCCGCCCAGGGAUGGUGGCCGGUCUGGCCUCACGCUUCAGCAUCAGGAGCCUGUCAGAGGAGGACAGGAGGCAGUGCCUGGCGGCCGCGCUGGAACAGCUCAUGCAAACCUGCCCUGCGGACAUGGACCAUGAGAAGACCCAGCUCCUGCUCAUCAUGCUCUUGGCCAAAAAGAUAGCCGACCACUCGCCAGCCUUGCUCCGAGACAUCUUCCGCACAACAGUGACCUUCAUCAACCAGAACCUCAUCACCUAUGUGAGGAACUUAGUCCAGAAUGAGAUGGACUGAAUGGACCGCUUGGCAAAAGCACGACUGUGAAGACGCGAGGUGCUGUCAGUGUUGUAGCUGCUGCCUCCACAAACACGGAGCUUCAGCCACUGAUCCAGGCUCAGAGAAGACAGCCCGAGACGACCACAGAGCGUCACCUCACCAUCGGGAAGUCUAAGACUUGCUGUGUUAACGUACUUGAACGAAGAUACUCAUAUACACCUGUGGAUGUUUCUUCCACAUCCACCCCACACUGUGCCUUUGUCUGCUGUUGGCCGGGAAGGUCCCCACCUGAAAAUCAUCCCAAGGCAGACUGGGACUUCCUGGUGGUCCAAUAGUUAGGACUCUGCGCUUCCACUGCUAGGGCCUGGGUUUGAUCCCUGGUUGGGAAACAGAUUCCACAAGCCUUCUGGCGCAGCCAAAAAAAAAAAAUAAAAGCAAACUGUUAAGAUAGAAAACAAGAA